Molecule: messenger RNA, 1263 nt
Organism: Pyricularia pennisetigena
Lineage: Eukaryota; Fungi; Ascomycota; Sordariomycetes; Magnaporthales; Pyriculariaceae
Exons: 2
Coding region: 1-1263 (420 amino acids)
Source: RefSeq, a predicted model, not a curated record
AUGAACGAUCGCGACCUUUUGUCCUGGCUCGCUGCGAUUCCAUCCCACCGCCUUGCGCCGCUGCCCGACAAACGCAAACGCAAACGCGCCGCCGCUCCCCCGACGCCGCCGCCCGACAGUUCCAGUUCCAGCACCAAUUCCACCCAUAUGACGAGUACGCCCGCCAAGCGCCCCGCCAUCCACGGUGACGGCGACCUCGACCAGACCCCGAGACCUGCACGAUCCCGGCCGGCCGAGGAAUCUCUGGCUUCGACACCCUCCAAGAGAAGCAGGACGAGCCAGACCAGUUUCGCGUCCGGGAGCAAGAGGAUAAGGGAGGCGGAAUCCAGUGGGGAUUUGUGCUCCCAGUCCUUUUCCAGGGACGACACGGACGCCCUCCCAGAGGCUCUGCGCACUUUGCAGACCGAUUUGGAGGGCGCCUGCGUCGGAGCCCCCAUCAUCUCCUCGUCUCGGAAACACGAGAUUUCGGCUGCUGGCGUGCUUGGCAAGAGCAUUAGGGACUUUCAUUUCCUCCCUCCAGAUUCGGGACAAGUCGAGUCGCCGACUUUCCGAGAUGUUUGCAAAUACCAAAAAAGGGCUGCGAUGUACAACGACGACAGGUUCGAGGAAGCGGCCUGGUCUGCGUGUAUUAUUAUACCUUUGCUUGAACUGGCAAUUUCGGAUAUUAAAGAGUUGGCUAUAAUCCCUUGCACCACGGCAAAAGUGGCAGACAAGGACUUGCUACCGCGGGGCUAUUCCAAUUGCAAAAUGGUGGACAUCUGCCUCGCCCUCGAGCCUUCACACGUGCCCGAAACUCUCAGCGCGGUACGGCGGGUACAGCAUCUUGCGCCUUCAAAAACCAUCAACCACACAGACUACCACCCUCUGUCAUACCGCCCAAUCGGCCUGAGCAUCGAGGUUAAACGCCCGAGCGGCAGUACGGUGGAAGCAGUGGAGCAGCUGGCAGUGUGGCAAUACGCACAGUGGAAGAUGCUAGAGAUUUUGGCCAUGAAUCCGGACGACAACCAGCCUUUAGCACUGGAAGGACUUGAGUUUCUCCCAGGAAUCAGCAUUGUCGGCCACGAAUGGUCUUUUUCGGCCACCAUCCGCCGCCCGGAUGGCAGCGUUGUUCAAUGGAAAGGGGGCAAACUCGGCGAUACAACAACCGCCCACGGGAUUUACAGCAUUGUUUGGGGGCUACGUCGUAUCGCCAAGUAUCUCACCGAGACCUACUGGCCGUGGUACGAAAAAGAGAUACUACGCAUGGUUCAUAUAAAUGUAUGA